Messenger RNA from Geodia barretti, 2615 nucleotides. The record is from the annotation of a GenBank genome assembly. NCBI's taxonomy places the organism in Eukaryota, Metazoa, Porifera, Demospongiae, Tetractinellida, Geodiidae.
UGCAGUGUGAAGUGUGGAUAGGUUUGUUAGUAUUCUCUACAGCGGUAACAAUUGUUGCAGGACAAUCAAUUGUGGUUGGAGGAGGAACAUACGAAUACGGAGUGGAUAUCACUCUCCGCUGUUUUGUGGCUGGAAUAGAUCCACCACACAAUGUCACUUGGCAGGUCCCAGAGAGUAGUACCAGUUUAGAAAGGGGGCUGCUAGUCGAUAACACUGAUGUUCCUUCCCUGACAUUUGAAGCUCGUAGAGAGGAUGGAGGUGACUACACCUGUCAAGAUGUUGGCAGUAAUGCAGAACUAAUUAAAGCUACGGUCACAGUUGUUCCAGCCAUACUGAUGGGACCAGAGGAUAUGAUUCUGGAGUACAGUGAUGUCCUGACAGCCACAUUCACCUGCACCACUUUUGGUGGAGAUGAUGCUCCACUAGCAAUUGACUGGCUGUCUCCAGCUGGUGUUACAGGAUUGAAUAUCAGUUCAAGAAUUGAUGGCAUAAAUGCAGACAACAGCACAACUAGCUCGAUCACUACUCUUCCUCUUUCACUGAGUGAUAGAGGAAGUAUGUAUGCGUGUGAUGUAACCUAUGAAGGUGCCCCCAGUGAUGUCACUGACGCAUUAGCUAGUGUGGACAUUGUACCAGCAAUUACUGAGGAUCCUAAGAACGUCUUUAUUGGAGUUGGACUAGGGAGAAAUGCCACUUUCAGCUGCUCUGCUUAUGGUGGACCUACUGAAACCAUUCCUUCCCUGGAGUUCACUUGGACUGGUCCAGUUGGUAUUGAUGUCAGUAUUCAAGUGACAGAGGUGGUCGAUGAUAUAGCUACCAAUACUCUGACUCUGGUGAAUGUGAGUUUAUUCAAAUAAAGAUUUUCGAGAGUUUUUUCUUUACACAUGCAAACAUAGUAGUAUAUAGCUACAUCAGCGUUAUUCAAUUAUUUCAGGGGGUCCUUUAAUCAUCACUGAGCCUCCCAUAGACUCAGUUGAAGAAAGAGGCAACUCCGUCACUUUUUCCUGUACUGCAGUAGGCAACGGGGCUCUCAACAUCACGUGGCGACUUUCCUCAGGAGAGGCAGUGUUCACUGGACAGGACACUGAGGAAAUCUGGAGAGUCAACUCGACUCUAACUGUGACAGACAUUUCAGCAACCGAUGGAGGGAACUAUAGUUGUAUUGCUGAGCAUGAGGCAGGGAGAGUUUAAACCACUGCUAGCCUAUGGGUCAGACUGUACACAAAUGAUCAUGUCCCUGGUGCAACACCACAACCAAUGGAACAAUGGAGAGACUCAUCUGCCCAAUAGAGGGGUUCCCGGUCGAGUACAGUCUCUCCUGAGGGCAGUGUAGUCAUCACACCACCCGGAGUGAACGCCACUAUGAGAGGCAGAGAGCACAGGCUGACAUGUUCAGCUGAGGGUGGGCAAUGGAACGCAGUGGGUUGGGUCAAACUGGGCAAAGACACAGUGAUUUCAGACAAUCCAGAGCUAAUGAUCCCCAUAAUUGAUGCAUCAGUUGGUGGUGUGUAUCAGUGUACUGUAGAGAAUCUUGCAGGAUCUGACUCAGCCACUGCAGUCGUAAACGUCAUUCCUGUUUUUACCGAUGAGCCAGCUGAUAUUAAUGUAACAAGGACAGAAGAACUUGUGUUGAACUGCAGUGCUAACGGAUUCCCACGUCCAGAGAUACUAUGGCUCCACAGCGGAACUGCGCUGGAGAACACCUGUGGAAUCAUUAUAACCGAGACCUUCUCUGAAGUUGAUAUCACUAGCACACUCUCAGUCAUGAGCACUUCCUUCGAAUAUUCGGACAACUAUACCUGUUUAGCAAGGAGCACUGUGUUUGAUGACGUAGUUAGUAGACAGGCUCUGGUGCUAAUCCAAGCUCCAGGGCAGGUGUUUGUGUCAGUGAGCUCCAUCACAGCCACCUCCAUCUCCCUCUCCUGGAGUGUGUCCAGCAGUGGAAGGGUGGGCUGGGUGGCCAGUUGGGAGGUGGUCUGGAGACCCACUGACAGAGGCACUGAGAGCACCAGUGGUCCUCUGUCUGGCACUACCUACACCAUCAACCAGUUGGACCCCUCCACCAUCUACAUCCUCACUGUAUCAGCCACUAAUGUAGCUGGAACCACUGACAGCACUCCCAUCCUUGUCUCCACUGGCGCCACUGAUGUUUUCCAGGCAGACAGUUCAAGCACUGAGACAGACACUUCAACCAUUAUUGGUGGAGUAGUGGCUGUGGUCUUUAUGAUCACUACUUCACUAACAGUCGUAGUGAUAGUGAUUCUACUGUUAAGAAGUCGCAGUGGAAAUUACCCUGCAAAAACAAGAGCUACAGUUGUAGCUACAAAUCAAUCAGUGGAGCUCUCCAACUUCUCAGAGGCAGUUUAUGCAGAUCCAGACCAGCUCCAGACCACCAGUAACGAGGCCUACAAUGUAGUGAAAGGGACUGGAAGGACAGCUGAAGAUGAGUAUGAGGUACUACAAGACCUCCCUUCUCCCACCUCCUCAUCUGGGCCUACCACUACUGAUGCUGAUGGAGACUAUGAACCAGUUUGACUGUGGACAUGGCUGGUGCACAGAGCCCUCUUCUGAACACUGCUUUUGCCAUGUGAAUGUUAAUACUAUUUCAAUUUGUA